AUAAGCAAUGAGUUCAUAACUUAAAAAACGUUAGAUUUUUCAACGACUAAAGCUAGUUUAAAUAUUAUAGUUUUAAAUAAAUAGAAAUUAAUGUUAAAAAAAAAAAAAAAAAUUUCUUCUAAUAUUUGUUACUUAUUAAUAAAUUGUGCAUUGUAGGUAAAUUAAAAAUGAGUUUUAUUCAAGAAAAUGAGGAUGUUAACAAAACACAUAUUGAUGCUAUAAAAUUGUUGGAAGGAGCAUUACAAAAAAUGGAUUCUAUUAUAUUAUCAGAACCUACAAACACUCAUUUACCUAACAGUCCUGAUACAGACAAAGUUUCAAAUAAUAAUUUGGAUCAAAAAAAAAAUGAAAAUUGUGAACACUUGGAAUCAUUUAAACUACAAGUGUCUAUGUUGAACGAUCAAGUUGAUAUUCUUUUGCGAAAAUUAAAUCAUCUUGAAAAAUAUCUUUCACAGCAAAAUGAAUUAAGACUGAAAGCUGAAAAAAGACUUUGUGAGGAAAUUGAUGCAAAGUCAAGAUUAGAAAUUGAAAAACUGGAAGCAAUGGCAUUAUUAACUAAUUUAAAAUUGGAAAAUGUAAAACUGUCUAAAGAAAAUAUGGAAUUAAAAGAAUUACUUAUAAUCAACCUAAAUGUAAAUGAUAAUUCAUUGAUAGUUCCUAAUACUACUAAAGUUACAAACUCUAAUUUUCAACGAUCAAAAAGCCAUGGACCACGUUUUUAUAGUAGUUUACCAAGACAUAUUUUAUCCAAAAACAAAGAAUUGAAGGAUAAUGACAAUAAUAACAUAACACCUUUAAAUGACAUUACUGAAUCAUGUGCUAACUUAUUUGGUAAUAGUUCUCAAUUCGACAAAUUUUCUUCUGCUCCUAAUCUAAUUGAUGUUGAAAUCAAAGGUCAACAUUCACAAAUUUCUCGAAAGAAUCAAAAUUAUCUAAUUACUAAUAGUAAUUUGCUUCAACAAAAUUCAAAUGUACCUUUCAGCCAAUGGGAUCGUAAAUUGUUAUUUGAAUGGUUUUCUAACUUAAGACUUGAAUAUAUUUUAAAUCAAUCAAAAUCAUGGCCUAUAUUAGGCAGUGAUCUACUUUCAGCUUCAUUCAAAGAGAUUGAUGAAAAAAUUCAUUUUAAUCACUGGCUACAUCGUAAAAAAUUGAUUUUGGAAAUACAAUGUGAAAAAAAUAGGGAAAAUGUGUUUGUGAAUGAUAAAUAUUUGCUCAAAGCAAGAUUUUUAAAUACAGCUUGGGUACUUCACUGGUUGGAUGACAUUGGCUUACCCCAGUAUAAAGAAUCAUUUUCUCAAGCAGCAGUUAAUGGCACUGUGCUACAUAGACUUACAAAAGAUGAUUUCUUGACUAUGCAAAAUGUUAACUCUGAAUUACAUUUAUCAAGCCUCCGUUGUGGAAUUAAAGUGUUAAGAGAAAACCAGUUUGAUCCUGAAUGUUUAACUAGACGUUCCAAUUCAAACAAUAGUGAAGACAAUCAUAACUUAUCUUUGUGGACUACACACAGAGUAAUGGAAUGGCUUUGCUUUGUAAAUUUAGCUGAAUAUGCCUCUAAUUUAAGAGGUUCAGGUGUUCAUGGAGGGUUAAUUGUUUAUGAUGACAGGUUUACUUCUGAUUUGCUUGCUGACAUUUUAUUUAUUCAACAAAAUAAAACUUUAUUAAGACGACAUUUAAGCAUACAAUUUAAUGAACUUAUAGGAACAGAUUUAAAUAAAAAAAAGAGAGAUGUCCAGAGUCAAGCAAAGUUCAAACCUUUAACAAUGUCUUCCAGAGUUAAAGGUCAAAAGAAAUCACAAUUUUCAUUAAAACGAAAGAAAAAUUAUAAUGAAAUGAUUAUUGGUGACUUAAUUUGUCCCCUUGAAAAUGAACCAAAGUUAUAAAUAAUGAAUAGUGCAAUUGUAACUAGAAAUACAAUAGUAUAAUAAGCACUUCAAACUUACACCAAAGUAAAAUAAUUUUUAAUCUGAAGUACAAAAUUGAUUAACUAAUCAAAACAUAAAAAUUAUUUAAUAAUUAGUACAAAGAUUUAGAAUAAAUUCAAAUCAUUAUGUAGAUUUUGUCUUGGUUUGUAAAUUUUUACUGGUACCUAAAUUGUACCACAACAUUCAAUUCAUUAUUAAUGACAAUAAAAUAAUUUAAAAGGGUAUUAAUACAUGUUAUAAGCUAAAAGCCAUUUUACUACUUUGAAUUAUUAUUUCUACUUAAUUUAAUUUU
This is a messenger RNA of Daktulosphaira vitifoliae (grape phylloxera), 2214 nucleotides long. It is a transcript of the gene Liprin-beta, whose product is annotated as liprin-beta-2. The record is from RefSeq and is a predicted model, not a curated record. Gene Ontology annotation, molecular function: protein binding. The transcript has 12 exons. Lineage: Eukaryota; Metazoa; Arthropoda; Insecta; Hemiptera; Phylloxeridae. Gene Ontology annotation, cellular component: presynaptic active zone. Bases 168 to 1880 code for a protein of 570 amino acids. Gene Ontology annotation, biological process: neuromuscular junction development.